UUGGGCCAGACGCUCAAGGGGGCGGACCGUGGGGCCCCUUGUCCCCGCUGUGGACAAUUGUCCUCUCCAAUCCCCCCCCAGGCGUUGGUUCGCGCUGUGGGACGCGGAGGCUGGUGCUGGGUGCAAGGCUUUCCCACCCAGACGCAGACCCCGCCAGUCCGGGGCCGCGGUCGGUCGUUGCCUGCUUUCGGGUAGAUGCUGCGCUCCGGCGUCAUGAGGCUCGCGGUCCGAGUCGUUUAUUGUGGUGCUUGAGGCUACAAGCCCAAGUAUCUUCAGCUCAAGAAGAAGUUGGAAGAUGAGUUCCCCGGGUGCCUGGACAUCGAGGGGGCGUGUCUCCAGGAGAGCACCCCAGCCCUUGCAGCAUCUCUGUCUCCCCCCCUGCAGUGUGGCGAGGGGACUCCCCAGGUUACCGGGUUCUUCGAAGUAACAGUGGCAGGGAAGUUGGUUCACUCCAAGAAGAGAGGCGAUGGCUACGUGGACACAGAGAGCAAGUUUCUGAAGCUGGUGGCCGCCAUCAAAGCCGCCUUGGCUCAGGGCUAAUGGGCCCUAAAGGCAGAGUUCCGUGACCUGGGCCCCGCCCCUUUCGGCAGACGCUUCAUGACGGGACGGACUGAAAUGUCUUGUGGACGCAGGUCUUUCCCCGAUGUUCUGUGGCCGCCGGGCGGGGCAGAGAUGGACGCCCCUGGUCUUUGCCUGUGUGCGUGCGUGCACGAGUGUGUCCCCCAAGAAUCUAGCUGUUCAUACCGGCCCUCCUCCUCCCCAGUCCUCCCCCCCGCCGCCUCCCCUUCAUCCUCUCCCUGUCUCCCUGCUGGUGUUUCUGCUCUGAGCUUCGUUCUCAAGGCGGAGCCUAGAAAGGGAUCCCGAUGCGUGAGGCUCAGGUUUCAGCCCUGUUUGCAACGGUUCACAAUUCAAUAAAUGUUGGAUGAGUUUAACAAA
Molecule: messenger RNA, 936 nt
Organism: Phyllostomus hastatus (greater spear-nosed bat)
Lineage: Eukaryota; Metazoa; Chordata; Mammalia; Chiroptera; Phyllostomidae
Gene: SELENOW
Product: selenoprotein W
Exons: 6
Biological process (GO): response to selenium ion
Cellular component (GO): cytosol
Source: RefSeq, a predicted model, not a curated record